Colossoma macropomum (tambaqui) is the source of this 1606-nucleotide messenger RNA. RefSeq names its product basic helix-loop-helix family, member e23 (gene bhlhe23). Gene Ontology annotation, molecular function: protein dimerization activity. The record is from RefSeq and is a predicted model, not a curated record. Bases 278 to 1030 code for a protein of 250 amino acids. Lineage: Eukaryota; Metazoa; Chordata; Actinopteri; Characiformes; Serrasalmidae. The transcript has a single exon.
GGGAGAGGGACGAGGCGUCCGAAACAGUGCGCGCGUGCGUUAUAGACGGGCGUCUGCGUCGAAAAGAGGCGGCGGCGAGCAGUGAAGGCUCGAGCUGUUUUUUUUUUUUCUUCUUCUUCUUUUCUUCCUGAGGAGUUCGGCGAGGGAGAGGAGGAGAGAGGAGCGCGCAAAGUGUUCGGGAAAAGCCUCGGAACGCGGAGGAGGGAGGAAGUUUGCUCUGUUUGUUUUGUUGUUUUUGUUUGUUUCGCCACUCUGAGCUCGCGCUCUUCUGGUUGCGAUGAACGCCCGAGAGGAGAACCUGCUGAAGUCGAUCAGCGGCGACGCGCUGCUGGACCUCACGCAGCGCUACGGCCAGUCCGCGCUCGCUUUCGGCGCCGGCCGUGGUGCUGAAAGCCCCGCGCGCUGCUACCCUCUCGCUCCCGCCGCCGCCGCCGCGGCCGCAGCUGACUUCCUGUCCGCGCGGGCGGCCAAAGCGGGCGAGAGCGGCGGCGAGCACACGAGCGACGACGACGACGGCUUCGAGCUGGACGCGCGCAAGAGGAGCCCCGCUUUCCACGACGUGCACGGCGACGGCCACCUGGACGGCCACGGCGGACACGACGGCGACGAGAAGCGCGCGGGCGGCGCGCUCGCCAAGAAGCCCAAGGAGCAGCGCUCGCUGCGGCUGAGCAUCAACGCGCGCGAGCGGCGGCGCAUGCACGACCUGAACGACGCGCUGGACGGCCUGCGCGCCGUCAUCCCCUACGCGCACAGCCCGUCCGUGCGCAAACUGUCCAAGAUCGCCACGCUGCUGCUCGCCAAGAACUACAUCCUGAUGCAGGCGCAGGCGCUCGAGGAGAUGCGCCGGCUCGUGGCCUACCUCAACCAGGGCCAGGCGGUCACGUCGUCGCCCGUGGCGCCCGCGCUCGCGCCCUUCGGACAGGCCGCCGUGUACCCGUUCACGGGCGCGGCGCUGGCCAGCUGCGCCGAGAAGUGCGCGUACCCGGGCUCGCCCGCGAGCCUCUUCAAACACUGCGGAGACAAGCCUUGACUGCGCGCGCGGGCGGGAGGGGCGCGGAACUGAACUUGUAGAGAGAGCCCGCCGCGCGCUCUGUACUCCACUACCGCGCGCUUGAACAUCAGAUUUCGUUGGGAAAGAAAAGAAGACGCAUAAUCCUACAGCGUGUUUAACUAACUGCGGUGUUAUAUCCAGAUUUACCAGAUGAUGUAAAAAAUAAUGUCUGUGUGGACUGAGAGCCACAGUGUAGAGUGGAUUCAGGUCUUCUGGGUCAUCAGAGAAUAAAACACUCUUAUUUAUUCUGAAUUCAGCGGGUCUGCGUUAUUGUAAACCUUCUCGAUGAGCGAAACUGAACAGGCAAAGAAAUGAAGCGCGAGAAACAGAAGAAAAGAGCGGCUUUAGCGUUCAAGGCCUAUGACGUAUGUCCCAUUUAACGCACCAUCCUGUAUGACCUGAUGGCCCGUAAUACCUGAACCCACCCUGCUUUAAAUUCCCCCCAGUUCCACUGCUUUCUCUCCUCUCUCCUCAAACUAAGCUCAAACAAAUUGUUACCAGUGUGUGAUUUACUGGAUUGCAUUGGAGUGCAUGUUCAUUUUUGGUCCCUCUGGA